This is a messenger RNA of Prorocentrum cordatum, 3167 nucleotides long. The record is from the annotation of a GenBank genome assembly. Lineage: Eukaryota; Dinophyceae; Prorocentrales; Prorocentraceae.
AUGCAGCGGCUCGGCGCGCCGUCGCUAGUGCUGGAUCUCUUCUCUCUUGGCAGCACGCCGUCGUCGCGCGGUCUCAGCUGGCUGGGCUCAGCAGCGUCAGCGUACGGGAUGAUGAAGGCGGGAUCAAGCACGUCGGUUCUGGACUCUGUCAACUCGGGCUCGCCUCUGCCGCUGAGCACCUCCGCAUGCUCCGGGCCGUCGAUGUCCACCCAAGGGUGCUGCCACGUCGUCGGUGGGUUGAUCAGCGAUCAUGGCUGUCAGGAGAUUGCAUCCUCCUUGCCUGUCAGGAGCUUUGCUCGCUCUGGGCCGCCGCUGCCUGCCUACGGUGCCUCGCGCCUGGGCUCACCACUCCUGGUCUCAGACCCCAUGUGCAUUGGCUCGACCACACCGCCAAGGUCGCCCGCUCGCCUGGCGCCUCCGCCGCCGGCGUACGGCACCACGCGAGCGGAACCUCCGGCGUCAGUCUUGGACCACGUCCACAUGGGGCCGCCUCCUUUGGCUGAGAGCUUCUCGCGCUUGGGCCCAGCGACGUUGGCGUCCGGGGGUGUCAACAUGGGCAGCGCCUCAUCGUGCCGAGCUUUCGGACGGCCCGGGCCUGCGCUGUUCGCCUAUGGCCUGUCGCGGCCUGGCUCACCGCCCUCGGCGCCGGAUCUCGUCAGCCCAGGCCCGCCGACGCUUCCGAGAGGGUCCUGCCGCACAGGUGCAGCGCUGCCGGUGUCUGGCACGAGCCGCCCCGGCGCCUCGUCAUCUGCGCCAGACCACGUGCACACCGGGCCACCACCGCCGGCGCGCAGCUCUAUGCGGUUGGGCCCGGCGCCGCCGGCCUAUGGCUUCCAGAGGCCUGGCCCGUCCACGCCCGUGCUCGACUCUCUGCACCCAGGCCCGCCCCUUCCGCCGCGAGGCCCUGUCCGUCCAGGUCCUUCGCCGCCAGCGUCCGGCACGUUGCGGCCAGGGCCGAGCACGCCCGCCUCGGACCCCUUCACAGUGGGCAGCCCGGUGCUUCCCAGGAGCCCCGUGCGGCCCGGCCCGCCCUCGCCUCUCUAUGGGCUUGCGCAGGCCGAUUCGUCGCCUCCCGCGCCCGACUCCGCCGGGUUGGGACCGCCUCUGCCGCCGCGCAGUUUCUCGCGCCCAGGGCCUGUGCCGCCGGCGUACGGCAUGGCCCGGCCCGCACCGCCGCUGCUGGCGCUGGACACGGUGAAGCCUGGCUCGCCUCCCUCUCCGCAAAGCCCCUCGCGGUCCGGCCCUGCGCCCGCAACCUAUGGCACUUGUCGCCUGGGUCCCUUGUCGCCCGCGCUGGACCACAUCAGCCUCGGUCUGCCCCCUUUGCUGCAAGGCCCCGCGCGCACGGGGCUGCUGCUGCUGGCCUACGGGUUGGGUAGGCUGGGCUCGUCCCCGCCUGCGCUGGAUCUUGCGAGCCCCGGGCCCCCCCCCCCGUCGAGGUCCCCCGCGCGCUUGGGGCUCCCGACGCCCGCCUCUGGCACGGGUCGCUCGGGCCUGCCGCCGCCCGCUCCCGACCCCGUCGUCGCAGGGCCGCCGCCGCCUCCGCGCACGACCUCGCGCCCCGGCCCAGCGCUCUCAGCCUACGGCCUGUCGCGCCUGGGGCUGUCCACGCCUGUGCCCGACCUCCUGCAGUUGGGUCCCUCGCUUCCGCCAAGGGGCCCCGUGCGCCUUGGGCCACUGACGCUGGCAUACGGGUACUCCCAGCCUGGAGCCCCGCCGCCCGCGCUGGAUCUUGUCCAUCUAGGCUUGAGCCUGCCGCUGAGGUCUUUCUCGCGGUUAGGUCCGCCGCCGCCUGCAUUGGGCUCGACGCGCCCUGGGGCGUCCUCGCCAGCCUUGGACCCCAUGACUGUGGGAAGCACACCGCCCCUGCGGAGCUCUCUCCACCCUGGCCCGGCCAUGUUGGCCUCUGGCACGACACUGCCUGGCCCACCAACGUCGGCCUUGGACCUUCUGAAUUCGGGACCCACCGCGCCGCUGCAGAGCCAUGGCUGCUCGGGCAGUUCCACGUCGGCCUACGGCCUGGCCCGGCUCGGGUCGCCUCCACCUGCUCCCGACCUCACCAACCCAGGCGUGCCCCCGCCGCCGCGCAGCCUCGCGCGAACUGGGUCGACGUCGCCAGCGUCUGGCCCGGCGCGCACGGCGCCCCCGCCCCCCGCAUUGGACCCCGUCACAACAGGCUCCAGCCCGCCGCCGCGCGGCCCCUCCCGCCCAGGACCCGCGCUGCUGGCCUCUGGGACGUGCCGCCCAGGGCCCUCGACCUCGGCGCUCGACCCUAUCCACCUGGAGCCGCCGACGCCCUCGCAGAGCCCCGUGCGGCCUGGGCCGCCAGUGCCCGCGUAUGGGCCGCUUCGGCCUGGAUCGCCGCUGCCCGCCCUGGACUUUGCCUCCGCGGGCUCGCCACCCUCGCCCCGGAGCCCCUCGCAGCCGGGCCCGUCGCCCUCCGCCUACGGCCUCGCCCGGCCAGGGCCGCCCCCGCCCACGCUGGACCACGCGAGCCUGGGGCCGCCCACGCUGCCGAGGUCGCCCUGCCGGUCAGGCCCCGCGCCGCCUGCGUACGGCCCGUCGAGGCUAGGCCCCCCAUCCCCGGCCUCGGAUCUCCUGCACCCAGGGCCGACCCCCCCCCCGCGGAGCCCCCUGCGCCCAGGGCCCACGGCGCCCACGAUGGGCCCGACGCGGCCUGGGCCCUCGCCGCCAGCGCUGGACUCCUUCCACCCGGGCCCGACCUCGCCCACAAGGGGCCGCGGCCGCUCGGGUCCACCGACGUCCCUGUACGGGAUGUCGCGCCUCGGCCCACCGCUGCCCGCUCCAGACCUCAUCCACCCGGGCGCACCGCCGCCGCUCCGAGGCUCUGCCAGGAUGGGGCCGAGCCUGCCCGCGUCUGGCAUGUCGCGGCCUGGGCCGCCGCCGACCAUGCUGGACCCCCUCGACGCCGGCCCUCCCACGCCGCCGCGCAGCCACGUCCAGCUGGGCCCCUCGACGCCCGCAUAUGGGCUGUCGCAGCCAGGGCCGCCCCCGCCCGCCCUCGACCUCAUCAGCGCGGGCAGCCCGCCAUCGCCCCGCAGCUCCGCGCGAUCCGGUCUGGCCGCGCCUGCCUACGGCAUGUCCCGCCCGGGCCCGCCGACUGCAGCCUCCGACUCUAUCCACCCUGGGCCGUCGACGUCCACCCG